Rhagoletis zephyria (snowberry fruit fly) is the source of this 1531-nucleotide messenger RNA. Lineage: Eukaryota; Metazoa; Arthropoda; Insecta; Diptera; Tephritidae. The record is from RefSeq and is a predicted model, not a curated record.
AUGACCACGACACCUCUAACGUUGUUUGUCCUUCUUCUUGGAUUGUUCUUCUUUCUCUGUACAGUAAGCAGCAGCAGUUCCUACCCGGUCAGUCUGCAUGGCUACCGGCAGUGUAACCCAAAUCUGUGCCACAACGGCGGCACUUGCGUCUACAACUCCUUCUCCAAACCCUUCUGUCGCUGCCCACCUCGCUACGCCGGCCACCUGUGCGAGCACACCAACCCCUGCUUUGCGGCUAAUCGCUGCAUGAACGGCGGCACCUGUCAGACCAUCACCUCGCCCCACUCUCCGCCCACCUUCAAGUGCCUCUGUCCGCUGGGCUUCUCCGCCAGCCUCUGCGAGGUGGAGGAACCUAAUGUCUGCCUGCAGACGCGACCCUGCGAAAAUGGCGGCCGCUGUGUGCUGAAGGGCGACGUGGACAACUUUGAGUGCCAGUGCGCGCCCGGCUGGCGGGGCCCGCGUUGUGAGGAGGCAGACAACUGCGUCUCUCAGCCCUGUCGCAAUGGCGCCAUCUGCCACUCACACUCCAACGGAACAGCCACGUCUGCUUUUGGCUUUGUAGGCUACACCUGCGACUGUGCGCCCGGCUUCCGGGGACCGACCUGCGGCGAGGACAUUGACGAGUGCGCCGAGCAAGGCUCCGCCAAGGCCUGCAACCAAAACGGCGUCUGCAUCAACACGCCCGGCUCGUACCGGUGCAACUGCGAGCAGGACUACACCGGGCAGUUCUGCGAGACCCGCUACGUGCCCUGUCAGGUGAACCCCUGUCUCAGUGGCGGAGAUUGCGUGCCCCACUACAGCACCUCGACGUACAAGUGCGUCUGUCCUACUGGCUUCACCGGGCACAACUGCGAGAUCAACGUCGACGACUGCGGCGGCCACCUCUGUCAGAACGGCGGCAGCUGCGUCGACGGCGUCAACACCUACUCCUGCGCCUGUCCGGCCAACUUCAGCGGCCCCUACUGCUCGCAGGACGUCGACGAGUGCUCCCUCCGCCCCCAUGUCUGCCAGAAUGGCGCCACCUGCGCCAACACCAACGGCGGCUUCGCCUGCAUCUGCGUCAACGGCUGGACCGGCCCCACCUGCGGCGAGAACAUCGACGACUGCUCCAACCAGCCCUGCUUCAACGGCGCCACCUGCCACGACCGCGUCGGCUCCUUCUUCUGUCAGUGUCCGCCGGGGAAGACCGGGCUGCUGUGUCACCUGGAGGACGCCUGCGCCUCCAAUCCCUGUCACGCCGGCUCCAUCUGUGACACCUCUCCGCUGGACGGCACCUACGUGUGCUCCUGCCCCACCGGGUACAAGGGCACCGACUGUACGCUGGACAUUGACGAGUGCCAGGACUCGGGGUCGCCCUGCGAGCAUGGCGGCACUUGCGUCAACACGCCCGGCUCCUUCAAGUGCGACUGUGCGCUGGGCUUUGCCGGCACCCGCUGUGAGAUUAACAUCAACGAGUGCGACUCCAAUCCCUGCCAGAAUGAGGGCACCUGCCUGGAUGAACGUGGCUCCUAUCGAUGCGUCUGCAUGCCUG